AGUAAUUUCCUGAGAUGAUUAAAUCCCUUAAAAACACAAACACCAAGUCCGCAAAGAUCCAAACACCGUAUCUGGUCCCAGACAGACUCCCAGGCCUAGCAAAACCGACCUUUUCACUACAUGCUUUCUAUAUAAACGUACACGACCAAACGCUCCUUUGGAGUCCUCGCUUAGCUGAUCGCCUUUUCUUUUCUUUUUAAUUUCCUGUCUCAUUCUUUUUUGUUUCUUUAAAUUGCAUCAACGAUUUUUCAAAGAAAUUUUGCUUUUAUAUGAUAAAAACAGAAUUGACUCUGGUCCGCGCAUGUUUCGCUUUUCUUUAUAUCCAUUGAUCAGUGAGAAUGGCAACUGUGAUUGCUAAGGGAGAACGGUUGAACUGUCAUGCUAGUCAUGGUAUGGGGACAACCUUAAGUUCAUGGCAUGUGACGAAGAAAAGAAAUUCCAUGAUAGUGGACCGUGAAAAUAAAAGGACAACAUCUGAUGGGAAUGGCAAUGCGGUGCAAUUGUCAACGAGAACAAAAAAUCCAUCAAAGAAGCAAAAGCUAAGUAAAGGAAUUGAAUUCUUAGAGGAUGAGGACAUUCCUAAGAGGCAUUGUAAUGGAAUAGACAAGAUAACUACUUCUCAGAAGCAAGAUAUAUUAGAUGAAUGGGAGGCGGAAGCUAUUGUGUUUAUGAACAUGAAAGCGCGGAGUAGAAGCAGAAAUUUGGACAGUGUGAUGAUCAAAGGAAGCCCUAGGGAAACUAAGAAGAAUAUUUGUGAUCCUAUUGAUACUUCAUUGUUUUCAUCAUCAUCUUUGUCGUCAUCCUCUUCGGGCACAUCAUUUUCACAUUUGAAAGGUGACAGUAGUAGCAUUGAUAGAUGCACAAAGAAAAAUGUUAAGGCCAAAAGAAAAAAUUUUAAGUGUCAUCAGUGUAUGACUGAAAGGAGAACUGUUGUUCCGUGCAUGAAAUGUGAAGUGAAGGUGUACUGCACCAAUUGUAUCAGACAAUGGUAUCCCAAUAAACCAAAAGAAGAAAUUGCAAUGCAGUGCCCAUUUUGUUGCAGGAAUUGCAACUGCAGCAUUUGUUUGCACUCAAGUGGAUUAAUUAUGACAUCAAAGAGGGACAUGUCAAAUCAGGAAAAGAUUAAGCAUCUGGAAUACUUGAUUGAGUCAAUGCUUCCCUUUCUGAAACAAAUUUGUAAAAUGCAAAAGCAGGAGACAGAGGUUGAGGCUGUAAUUCAAGGGUUAUUGCCUUCUGCAGUUGAAAUACCAGAGACUCUUUGUUAUAAUGAUGAACGUGUCUAUUGUAAUCACUGUGCAACUUCAAUCUUUGACCUUCAUCGUAGCUGCCCAAAAUGUUCAUAUGAACUCUGUCUUAGUUGUUGUCAAGAAAUUCGGGAGGGAAGACUUUCUAGCCGUGAUGAAGUUGCAUAUCAAUACAGGAACAGAGGCUACGAUUAUGUUCAUGGUGGAGACCCUUUACCAGAAUCUUAUCUACCUGAAACAGGUAAGGAUUCGGCUAAGCCAUCAAUUCAAUGGAAAGCCAAUAAUGAUGGAAGUGUUACUUGUCCUCCCAAAGAAAUUGGUGGCUGUGGUGAUUGCAGAUUGGAGCUUAAACGUAUCCUUCCAGUGGGAUGGAUUUCAAAUUUGGAAGCAAAUGCAGGGAAAAUGUUGCGCACCUGCAGAACUGGACAAGGGAUAUUGAAGCAUGAAUGUGCUAUAUCAGGCAGAGGGAUGUUACAUAGGGUGGCUUCUAGAGAAGGAUCUAAUGACAAUUGCUUAUAUUCUCCAACUUCAGAUGGCAAUCAACAGGAAGACCUUUGUCACUUUCAAAUACACUGGGCUAAAGGUGAACCAGUUAUAGUUCGCAAUACUCUUGCAAAUUCGACUGGUUUAAGCUGGGAACCGAUGGUAAUGUGCCGUGCUUUAUGUGAAAAUGGGAAUUCAGAUAUUAAUUUGGAGAUGUCCGAAGUUAAGGCUAUUGAUUGUCUAGCUGGUUGCGAGGUGGCGAUUAAUACUUACCAAUUUUUCAAAGGCUAUAUGGAAGGGAGAAGUUAUGAUAACUUCUGGCCUGAGAUGCUAAAGUUAAAGGACUGGCCCCCAUCUAAUAAGUUUGAGGAUCUCUUGCCUCGUCAUUGUGAUGAGUUUAUAAGUGCAUUGCCAUUUCAAGAAUACACUGAUCCAAGAUCUGGUAUCCUUAACAUUGCUGUGAAGUUGCCACCUGGUGUCCUGAAACCAGACUUGGGCCCGAAAACAUAUAUUGCUUAUGGGAUUGCAGAGGAGCUUGGAAGAGGGGACUCUGUGACCAAGCUUCAUUGUGAUCUGUCAGAUGCGGUAAACAUUUUGACACAUACUGCAGAUGUAACCUUAGGUGACAAGCAGUUUUCUGCAAUAGAAAAUUUGAAAAUGAGACACAAGGCGCAAGAUGAAAAGGAACGUUUAGAGAGAGAGAGAGUAGAAAGGCAUCCAAUUAAAGAAGGCCUUCAUGCUGUAGAAAGUAAUGAUCCAGAAAAUAAGAUGGAUGUUCCAGAAAUCACAUAUCAGAAAGAUUACUACUCGGAUAAUAAUAUACUUGAUGUUUCUAGAGAUGAGCUUGGAGCUAGAAUUUCUGGUUUCUCAACCUUGGGAAAGGAGACAGGUGGUGCCCUUUGGGAUAUUUUUAGGAGGGAGGAUGUUCCUAAAUUGGAAGCUUAUCUUAGGAAGCACUCUAAAGAAUUCAGGCAUACCUAUUGCUUCCCCGUUGAAAAGGUAGUCCAUCCCAUCCAUGAUCAAUCGUUUUACCUAACUGCGGAGCACAAACGGAGACUGAAGGAGGAAUUUGGAGUUGAGCCAUGGACGUUUGAACAAAACCUGGGAGAAGCUGUUUUUAUUCCUGCUGGAUGUCCACACCAAGUCAGGAAUCUGAAGUCAUGCACCAAAGUUGCGGUGGACUUUGUGUCUCCCGAGAAUAUAAAGGAGUGCCUCCGUUUAACAGAGGAGUUCCGCCAACUACCCAAGAACCAUAGAGCCAGAGAAGACAAACUUGAGAUCAAGAAAAUGAUAAUUUAUGGAAUAGAACGAGCUGUUAAAGAGUUAUCAGAACUGAUGUCAACUCCAAAUUGAGCCCCUUGAAAGCUUCUCCAACUGCAACAAUGGAACCGCC
Durio zibethinus is the source of this 3120-nucleotide messenger RNA. Its product is annotated as lysine-specific demethylase JMJ26-like. Gene Ontology annotation, cellular component: histone deacetylase complex; chromatin. The record is from RefSeq and is a predicted model, not a curated record. NCBI's taxonomy places the organism in Eukaryota, Viridiplantae, Streptophyta, Magnoliopsida, Malvales, Malvaceae. Gene Ontology annotation, molecular function: histone H3K9 demethylase activity; chromatin DNA binding; transcription coregulator activity. Gene Ontology annotation, biological process: regulation of transcription by RNA polymerase II.